This is a messenger RNA of Penicillium nucicola, 594 nucleotides long. RefSeq names its product Cnl2/NKP2 family protein. The coding region runs from base 1 to 594 and encodes 197 amino acids. Gene Ontology annotation, biological process: chromosome segregation. NCBI's taxonomy places the organism in Eukaryota, Fungi, Ascomycota, Eurotiomycetes, Eurotiales, Aspergillaceae. The record is from RefSeq and is a predicted model, not a curated record. Gene Ontology annotation, cellular component: Mis6-Sim4 complex; kinetochore. The transcript has a single exon.
AUGGCACCAACAGAAGAAUCAAUCUUGAGCAACUUUCUGCUGUCACCAGCACCGUUGCCGACGGUGAUGUCGCUCCAGAAGUUCACAGAACUCUUUCCAAAGCGCCUGCGCAAUCACCCGCACAUCAGGACUCUGUACCGGGAGCUCCAGCAAGUCCGCGAGCAGGACAUGGAUAGAGUCAAUGAAAAUAUCGACACUGAGAUGAAGCAGAGUGACAAGCAGAAAGCAGAGUUGCACAAAGCCUGCCUUGCCACCGGAGUGGAAGCCUCGAGUGAUAAUGAACAGCGCGAGGUCGACAUGGAUCUCCAUCUGUUUGGUCAGACACAGACUGCCACACCGGAGGAUUAUCACUCUGUGGCUAGUUUGCUCACUGCAAUGGAGACUGCCAGUGCCCAUAUUGAACAGGAGAUUUCCGCCAUUGACCGAGAGGCGGCGGGGAUCUUGGCUCAGCUUAGUACGACUGUCGGGGAUAUGAGUGAUCUCCGUUAUGGCAAGUUGCAGGGUCCAACUGGAACUGCUGAUGAUAUGGCCAAUGAGGCUAUCAAGGGCUUGCAGAAUUUGGAGGACACUUGCUAUAAGAAUAGCAUGUCUUGA